Molecule: messenger RNA, 3313 nt
Organism: Paramuricea clavata
Lineage: Eukaryota; Metazoa; Cnidaria; Anthozoa; Malacalcyonacea; Plexauridae
Source: the annotation of a GenBank genome assembly
AUGUCAACAGAAAAGAUGGAAAAUAUUGAACCGCAAAAAAUUUUUGUUAAAUAUCUUCCCAAGAAUAUUACAGUAGUAAGAGUAUUUUUGUUUUAUAAUGAUAAGACUUAUGGAUAAAACAUUAUUAAAAUAAGUUAAACUGUGAUUUUUCAUUGUUCCUUUAUAUACAGGACGAGAUAAAAGCAUUUUUCAGUGUUUGUGGGAUAGUUUUGAAGGUUUAUCUAAAAUCACUUAAAUCACCUGAUCAGGGUAAACCGACCUAUAUAUGUGCGUAAGUAUUGGCUUAGUACCUGUGUGUGUGUGUUUUGCAUGCAUAGUACAGACACUGCCAGACAAAAUAGACAAUAUAUAUAUUUCUAUUAAUAUUUUCUGCAGAUUUAUCACUUAUGGAACACAAGCUGGAGCAGACCGUGCUGUCUCAGAGCUCAAUCAUAAAGAGAUGAAGAAAGGACAUAUUUCACAAAAACUUUCUGUCAUGUACUCACUUAAUUAUGAAGGAAGGUAUAGUUCAUAAAAGGGAAGGAACAAGAAGAGGGAGAAGAUGGAUGGAAGAAGAGAGGAAAGGGGGAAGGAAGGAGAAGGAAGAGAAAGAAGGGGAGAAAGGGGGAAGGAUGUAAGAAGAAAGGAAGGAGAAAGGAGGGAGCAUAGGCGUACGGGCCCCAAUUUUUAGAGAAUUUAUCUAUUCGGGCAAAAAUUGUUUGGGCAAUGACGGUCUGGUGAUAAGACAAAAUGAUAAUACAUUGAUCCAUAAUGCAGAACAGAAGUAUUAUUUCAACAAGUUCAGCUUUUACGGGUUCAAUCAUCCACUGUAAAUCUGUAAUGGCAACGUUUGUGUAUGUUUAUUACUACCAUAGAUCACACAGCUGGAUUCAAGCAUGUUGCAUCAGGUUAACCUUUAUUAGGUCAAGUAAAUGGCUAGAACAAAGGAACAAUUGCUAUGGCUAUAAAAUGUCACUACUGUAUUAAUGCAAAUAGUACUUUAAAGAACGAUAUGGAAGAGAUAAUUGACAUUUUUGGACAGUGACGUAAUCGUAAAUUUUAUUUCUUCUAGAUCGUAGAUUGUAGCAAUCUUAACUGAUUUAUCAUUUUGCAAAACUCAAUUCCUUGCAUGUCUAGUGCUAUACAUGGGGGAAUUUCAUAUGUCAAAUAAAAUGUUGUUACGUUAGUAACUUUCUCUUUCUUUGUAAAUCGUAAUGACUAUAUUUAGCUUAUAAUUGAAAUGGCUAGGGACAACGUAUUUCUUUUUAUAUUAAUCGUCAAAGGAAAGCCUUUCAUUUUGUAGUCUUCUGACUCUGACCCGGAUGAAGGAAGAGGAGAAAGGAAGGGGAGAGGAACCUUCUGAAAGUGAGGGAAGAGAAGGAAAGAUGGAGCAGGGGGGAAAGUAGGUGAGAGAAAAGGAUAGAAGAGUGGAGGGAGGGUUGAAAUCUGAGGAAGAAAAGAAGGGAAGUGGGAGGAAAGAAAGGAUGGAAGAUGAAGUGGGUUGAGGGAACAAUUUCACUACAUAAAAAAUAAAAAGUAUUUCACUUCUUUUAGGAAGGAAUUACAGGUAGACAACUCUAAAGAAAAGGUUGGAAUAUAUAAUUAAUCAUAUAACUGUUAUUACUGAGCCAAAAUUAGUUAAAUUUCUAUUCCUAUCAAUUUGUUCCCCUUACAAACUUGAGUAAUUCCUUGCCUGUCAUCAGUUUGUAAAAUUUGAUUGUUACAUGUAUAGUAGUGUUGAACGCUUAUCCUGUGAGAACCUUUCGUAAAAUUAUUAUUAAUGAUGGCUUUCAAAUAUUUGUUCACAGAAAGUUCCGAAUGCUAAAGAAUACCAAGAACUGUGGCUAAAAUGUAGUAGCAAUGCAGAAAAAAUAAAUCAAAUAUACAAUGUAUGUUAUGAUACAGAUUUGAUAUUUAUAUUUAUCACAGGGCUCGAUUCCUGCCAGAGAAUUGUGUAUAUACAUGCUUACAAUAACUUCUUGUGACAAUAACAUUUCUUGAUAAAAUUCUUCGAACAGAAAGUCAAUUCUUAGUUUGAUUUCAGAAACCAGAAGAGCAAAAACAAAUUGAAGAAUUGCGAACAAAGGUGAGAUAGUUGAUGAAUAAUAAACAAGGCUGAAUUUUGGCUGGACCUAAAUUUUGGCUGGAUAAUUAACUCUAUCAGUUCAGUUCUAAACUGUUUUUCCUAGAGGUCCAGUAAGGAUCAUCUCUUGUUGAUCCAGUGUUACUACAACUAAAAUUUUUGUGUUGUCAGAAAUGUGAACUUCAAGCAAAACAAGAUGAGCUUAAAAAAACUGUAAGUUUCGUCCUAAAUGUUCAUGCUGUGUUUGCCAUUACUUUGAAUUGAAUGACUGGGCAAAAUUACUGCUUUCAUUUAUUAAUUUUUAUUUUAGAACAAUAAGUUAAAAGACGAAAUCAAUCUCUUACGUCUGGAAGUUCAGAUUAAGGUAUAAAAACUAUUGGGAAAUAUAUGCAUUAUCAAAAAAACAUGGUCUAUAUCGUUAAUUAAUAUUAAUUUUGCAUUGUGUCCAGUUGUUGACAUUAAGUCUGGAACAAGUUGUACGUCAUCAUCUUGUAACAAGGUUGAUGAGGCUAACAUGCUGAUGCAGACUCGCACAACAAGUUGUUCAAACAAGUCUGAUAUUUUUUCUGUGUUGGUGUAAUCACUAAUGUUCUCAGGUGAAUAUGAUGCUUGUGAUGUUAUGUAGGUUCGAUUCCACCAUGGACAGGCGUAUUUUUCAAGCUUGCCCGGUGUGGAUAUACACUCAGAGUAACAUCACAAGCAUCAUAUUAUUCACCUGAGUACAUUACACCAACACAGAAAAAAUCAUGAUUAUUAGAUUACAUUGAUAUCGAAGGAUUACUAGAUUCUGUUCCGAAAUAUCACAUACUCGAACCGACCUGACCGCGUAGCUCAGUUGGCAGAGCAUUGGGCUAGUAUUCCAAAGGUCGUAGGUUCAAUUCCCACCGUUGACAGGCAUAUUUUUCAAGCUUGCCGGUGUGGAUAUAUACACUCAAGAGUAACAUCACAAGCAUCAAGUCUGAUAUUGUCUGCACGAGUGCACAUAACAAGUUGAUGACAACGAGCUCGUGACAACUUGUUACGAGCAGCCUGUAUCGGUCUUGUUGGAACAACUUGUAGCAAGUCUGUUUAAUUCCGUCACAUCAACGUUGUAACAAGGUGAUAUAUAUUAAACAACUUGUUCCAGACUUGUCACAAUAAGCAGUGCGAACACAUCCUGAUUAUCGGCUUGACAACAACCUAAAAUUGCGUUUUCUACGCUUUUUAUAGAACAUGGAUAUAAAAAAUACGAAACUCAAAGAAGCGCAGUGA